Molecule: messenger RNA, 2741 nt
Organism: Chenopodium quinoa (quinoa)
Lineage: Eukaryota; Viridiplantae; Streptophyta; Magnoliopsida; Caryophyllales; Amaranthaceae
Exons: 8
Coding region: 457-2544 (695 amino acids)
Source: RefSeq, a predicted model, not a curated record
UUUGCUACUCAAGUCUUAAGGUUCCAGUAGUGUACCAUGUUGUCCAUGUAUAGAAAUAUUCCAUUGUUACGGCUCUUUGUUGCUUCAAUGUCCCGUGAUUUUGGCAUAAUUUCAAAAUCAAUAUCAUUUUAAAAUGUACAGUAGAUUGAUAUCUAAUGUCUGGGGUAAAAUUCUUGAUCGUAUAUAUUUAAAAAAUUCAUAUUUCAUUAGUCAUCAAUUAUAAUUUUACUAGGUUUUUGUAAGUGUUGCGAUUUUUAUGAAACGGAUAGAGUAUUACAUCGAUGACCAUUUACCAAAAAGUCGAAAUCGUAACUUACCUCUUUCUCUCCGGGUUUCCCAUUGAAGCGCACUGAACGUUCUCCAUUAGAGCAACUUGUGAUCUUUGGAUCUUGCAUUGAAGCAGCUUCUGAGGCAUUGCACAAACAUAAUGGUUGUUGCUUUGAUUUUUCGAAUAGAAUGAAGGCGAAAAGAGUGAGGUUCAAGGACUCUGAAAUUGAACCAGUUGAUUAUGCAAGCAGUAGAUUUGAUGCUUGUUCUACACCAUGUGAACUGAGAGAAGACCUGACAAUGCCACCUGCAGCUUCAAAUGAACCAAAAACCUCCGAGUUUGCCUUUUUUAAGAGAUUAAAGCAAACUGUCGGCCACUCUUCCUGUCAAAAUACACUGAACAGACACAAGAUGCCCGUGAGGAAUAGUGGACCGACCAACCACGCUAGAGAGUUGGAUAAAUCAAAACGUAAGGAUGUCAAAUCUUCACAACACAUUAAGAAGUCUACGAGUGGUGAAAUUAAUUCCUUCCUCUCUCAUAGAGAUGCUUCUGUGGAAAGUUCAGCUAUGCCCAGGAAGGAUCAUGAUAAUGAGGGAUUCAAGUGUUCAUCUCUUAUCAAUACACCCACUAAUAUCAAUUUAGAUUCCUUCCUUUCCACAACUGCAAAUGCCUCUGUGAACCCAGAAAACCAGCAGCAAGAUGGAGAUAUAUUUUCGUCCAAGAGGCUGAAGUUACGGCAACAGAUUGCCAAGACCUUAUUUCCUGAAACAUAUGAAGUCCCAAAGGAUUGUGAUAUGGUUUAUCUGCUCCUGAGCCGAUUGCUCCCUGAGAAUUCGCAAGAUAUUCUGUCACAAGAUCCACAACAAAGGCUACAAGAAACUAAUGAGAUAAGUCUGUUGGAUCUUGACUCAAAUAUUCUACUUGAGGGGGCUUCAGAUACUUCAAGAAAGCUUGUGAAGGCCUCCGAGGAUCGCUUCUUAGAUAGCCGUGUCUCUGCUUCUCAGUCCCACAGAAUCUGGGGAUCAAAUCCUGUUGAUCAAAUAGAUGAAUACCUUGAUGCCUCUGCAGCUAGAAACUCUAAUAGAAUGCUUCUUGAGCACAAAGUAGAGAAUGAGUGGCGAAGCUCUCUAAAUGCUAUUGCUUCUGGGUGUUUGUCGAACAGAUUUGGAGAUGGAAAUCUUUUGAUAUGGGAUGAUGAACUUCAUGAUUAUUCUACACCGAGAAGCACUAUCCAUAAAGAGAAUGAAACAUAUAAGCAUUUCUCAUAUGAUGCGUAUGACUGUAGUCAGUUAUGCAGAUUUAGAGACCAGAAUCAUUCAUAUGAGCUUCUCAAUGGAAAGUAUGACUCCAUUGCAGCUCCUAAAAGCAGUGGUAGUCUAAUGUAUGAACAUGAGAUACAUGACUUUAAUUUGGAUAGAGGAGCACAUCCUACUUCAAAUUGUCAAUAUGAUUCUCAUUCUCUUGGCUCUUUUAAAAGUUCCAGACCUUUUGUGCUGAGAAAUUUCAUGGAUUGCACUGAACCUAAUUAUCUGAGUGACUUUGAGAUUAGAAGAGAACCCCAGCCUCUUUUACUUGGUUGGGAUACUAAUGAAUUGGGUAUGCGUAACUCGACCCAUAAUAGUCAUAUGGAGCUUGAAAUAUACUAUCCUCCGUUAUCUACAUACAGUGAAGAUCGUCAGGAUAGUCCAGAACAUGAAAUAUGUUGCGAUCCAUCAACUACACGGAGUAAAGACCAUUGUGAUAGUCUGGAAAACAGUACUUUGUUGCAUUGGUCUCCCCACACAUGUCAAGAACAUGAUCUUCAGGGACAUCAUUUCCGGCAAAGAGAUUUAAUUCCAAGCUCACCAUAUGUCCCAUUUAGACUAUCAUACGGUCCAGAACAAUUGAAUGCAGAUGAUUCUGGUCUCUUUAAGAGUCUCUCAAAAGAUGGCAGUUUCUUUUUCAUCCCUCAGAGGAGUAAUUACUCAAUGGAAAACAUGAUUUCUGAAAGGAAUUAUCCUGGUUUAGAAGCUUUUCCUAUCUCUCAAGACUUUGAAUCUGAUGCGGAGUUAAAAUGCAAGUCACUAACUGGUAUUCUGAAGGAGCAAUAUGAGUAUACUGAUAAUGCACUUGAGCAUUUCGGACGGGGAUAUGUAAGCUCACCGUUACUCAUUGCCAGUGAGAACAGCCUCGCUACUAUACAGCCAGAAAGCCGGUCCUUGGCUCGUGUGCAUGUGCCUAUUGAAUGUCAGGAAGAUUCAUUUCCUUUGCAGUUGCAUACACUAGGAUGGAAGUAACAGAAGUUGCUACUUACAGUGAGGACAGGGGAACUACUACUUGUAAUAAACUCUUCUGGUGAUUUCUUAACUCAACUAAUAUCUUUUUUGGUUUCACUGCUGUAAUGUACAUAUCUUUUUCCUUUGUGAUUACGCACGUUUUUGAAAGAAAUACCAAUGUGUUGUGGCUUAAUUAGUUAAAAACUUCUGGCUCUGUA